CGGAGUUGUAUUCUUAAAGCUGCGCAACCAUGGCGUCUGGAUCUGCGCGCAAGAAGCAGCGCCUGUCGCCGGAGAUCGUUGCGACACCAAAUUCCACUGCGCGCACCGAGCCCAUCACGCCCUCUCGCCGUGCAAUCAGCGCAGGCCCCACACCAGCCGGGCGGACACCCACCUUUCGAACCCCAGGCACUACGGCCAGGACUCCGCGAGGAGGGCCGGCAACGCGACCGAUUUCAGCGCGCAGGGCAGCACCAACUACACCGCAUGCGAUCAGAGCGCUGAGAGAACGAGCCAAUGCCGCGCGAACACCAGGGAACAACCGGCGCAGGAGCGGGAGGUUUCAGCGAGAGACGCCUCGAGACCUCCUGCGCAACCUCAGCAGAGCGCUUGCGCGUGACAGCCGCCCUGUCGAGCCCGAGCCUCAGACACUCCCACGCCGAACCCGACACUCUGCGCUCGACCUCCCAGAUGUUGUGGAGAGCCCCGAUAUUGCUGCGCCCCGGCUCAGCAUGCCGCUGGAGGACAUGUACGACGAUGACAGCUUCCACGAGCGACCACCGAGGCAAUCGCUGCUCCCGGAGUUGCCGGAGGACGUAGACGGAGCUACAGUCCAGUCUCUCGAGUUCGGCCGCCGAGCGCUGAGCGAAGAUCCGCGAUAUGCCAGGAGAGUCAGUGACAGGUUUGCCGAGUUCAGCGAGCUUGGGGUCGAGGGCGACGAGUUUGAGAUUGACGGGACGUUCAUCAACCGGCGGCGCACUGGGGCUUUUGAUCGGUUGCUUGAUCAGACCAUCGUCGAGGAGGAUGAAGAUACAGUGGCAGCUUUGACAGGCCGGCGUGACGGACCAUCCAGCGAUGCAGACUUGGGUGUAUUUGGUCAAGGAGAUGAUGACACCGAGGAGCCGACUUUCAGAUUCCACAUCCCAGAGCGGAUACGAGCGCCCGUUGAGGGAGAAGCGCAGGAUCAAGUAGAGCUGGAUGAGACCGUCGCGCUGCCAGAUGUUUCGGAGGAGGACGAGGACCUGGACGUCGAAGGAGAAGAAGAAGCCGCACUCGACGAAGCAGAAGAGACAGCAGCAUUGGACAUGGGCGAGCCUACAGCCGCAUUCGGCAUGACAGGCUGGGAAUCAGAUCCUGGCGAAGAAGACGAUCCCGAGCUCGCGGCUUACCGCGAAGAAGAGUCCGCCCUAGACCGCAGCUUGCAAGCGCCUGAAGCUUCGACUUCAGUCCAGAAGCGCAUGGAUUCGAAGCGGAAAGAGCUCAAGCUGUCACGAUUCGGUCUGGACUACCCAUCCUUCUCAGCUGCACCGGUCAAGAAGUUAGCACUCAGCUUCAUGAAGUCGCAAGGUAGUAAAGCGCAGCUCAACAAAGACGCACUAGCCGUUCUUGUGCAAACAACAGACGACUUCUUCGAGCAGAUCAGCAUCGAUCUGGCUGCAUACGCACAGCACGCAGGUCGAAGGAUGAUUGAAGAGAGCGAUGUCCUGGCGCUCAUGCGACGGACGCGCAAGACAAGCAAUAACAGCACGACCUUCUCGCUUGCGCAGAAAUUGCUGCCCAGGGAGUUGCUGCAACAGCUCAGGAUGGAGCCGCAGCCUAAACUCCGGGGUCAGAAGCGGAAGCGACUAGCGGCUGUACAGGAGGAAGACAAGGAGUGAGAGUUGAGAUAUGUUACUUUAUGACCACUCGGAGCUGUGGCGCACGCGUCGCUGUGUGCCGGAGAGCGGCUUCUUGACGACCAUCCAGAACAUGAUGGAUGUGGCGAAACUCAGCGCAUACCUGGCGACAUCAGCUAGAGUCCGUUUAGUUGCCGGGAGGAAGUCUUACCAUGUGAAGAUAUACUGCGUAUGGUUGUUCCUCAGAUUCACUGUCGGCGCGCGUCCAAUCGGUAUACCCUUUGGUUCGCGCUCAAAAUUCGUGAGCAGAUCCGGUGCUGCAAUCGUCAGGUACUUUUUCACGCAGGCCUGAACGAUAAGAAUAGAUGCAC
Messenger RNA from Didymella exigua CBS 183.55, 1984 nucleotides. RefSeq lists its product as uncharacterized. Gene Ontology annotation, biological process: resolution of meiotic recombination intermediates; replication fork processing. NCBI's taxonomy places the organism in Eukaryota, Fungi, Ascomycota, Dothideomycetes, Pleosporales, Didymellaceae. The record is from RefSeq and is a predicted model, not a curated record. Bases 30 to 1655 code for a protein of 541 amino acids. Gene Ontology annotation, cellular component: Fanconi anaemia nuclear complex; FANCM-MHF complex. The transcript is spliced from 3 exons. Gene Ontology annotation, molecular function: protein heterodimerization activity; chromatin binding.